Sesamum indicum (sesame) is the source of this 2441-nucleotide messenger RNA. RefSeq names its product agenet domain-containing protein. Lineage: Eukaryota; Viridiplantae; Streptophyta; Magnoliopsida; Lamiales; Pedaliaceae. The record is from RefSeq and is a predicted model, not a curated record.
AAUACUACAUUUAAGACCAAAUGAAUGUUCCCCAAUCCCAUCACUUCCUCUGCAAUUCUCUCCGAUUUCACUGACCCUCGCAUUUUUACACACAAGGAAAACACAAUUUUCACCCUACGCUGUCAGUACGGGCACCACCUUCUUCUCCCGCCACUGCCACCUCUCACCCUCUCCCUCUCUCUCUCUCUCUUUAGGGCUCACUCGUCCUUGCAUCCCCUCACACAACACACACACACACACACACAAACGCAGGCUUACGAUGCCGCAAAAGUCACUCAAGAAAGGCGAAAAAAUCGAGGUGAGGAAGCAAAUUGGCGACGUUGUAUGGUACCCCUCCACCUUCCUCCGCUCCUCCCUCAACCAAACUUACGUACAAUUUGACACCUUAAGCGAGAUGGAGGGCUCAAUGUCACCAUUGAGGAGGGAGUACGUCAGUCCCGUUGACGUCAGGCCGGCACCACCGCUGGAGCUGCACAGGUACUUUAAGGUUGGGGAGAUUGUGGAGGGUUUUUGUAGAGAGAAGAAGGGGUGGAGAAAGGCCACAGUUGCGGCGAUAUUAGAGAAGUCGAGGUAUGCUGUGUCGUUUGAGGGUGAGGGGCAAAAGGGUUCUCUUGCUGAAAUGGAGCAGUGGGAGUUGAGAGCGGUUAGGGAGUGGGCUGAUGGUUCGUGGUCCCCCCCUUUUCGACUGGAAGAAGUGCUUCAGAACAAGUCAUCUGAAUCAGAGGUGAAAUCAAGGGGGUUGAUACUUAGAAUAAAGUGCAGUGGAAAAGCAUCUGGGAUGCAAUUCAAUGAGGGGAUGUUGGUGGAGGUAAAAAGUGAUGAGGAAGGUUUUCAGGGUUCUUGGUUUACUGCAGUUAUUGUUAAACCACUGGCAAAUGACAAGUUCUUGGUGGAGUACCGAACAUUGAGAACGGAGAACAAGACUGAACUUCUCAAAGAAGAAGUAGAUAUUUCAUGCAUCAAACAUUGUCCUCCUUCUAUUCAACGGGUUAAACCUUUUGACUAUCUCGAACGUGUUGAUGCUUGGUAUAAUGAUGGUUGGUGGGAAGGUCACAUUGUCCAAGUUUCCAAUGGUUGUAAGUACAUGGUUCAAUUUACAAACACGGAUGAAAAGAUGGUUUUUGAACAUUGUAAGUUGAGGCCUCAUCAAGAAUGGACUGAUGGUAAAUGGGUUGUGGUCCCUAAGGUAAAUUUAGCUGAUGUGAGCUUGAAGUCCAAUAAAGUGAAAUUGAAAAGGAAACAUAGUGGGAAGGCAUCAGAGCCAACAUUCAGAGAUGGAAUGAUGGUGGAGGUCAAAAGUGAUGAAGAGGGUUACCAGGGUUCUUGGUAUACUGCUGUAAUAGUGUGCUCCUUAUGCCGUGACAAGUAUUUGGUUGAGUACCAGACACUUAAAACAGAUGAUGAGUCGGAUCUGCUUCGAGAAAAGGCAUUUGCUUCAUAUAUUAGGCCUUGUCCCCCUAAAAUUGUACGGGUUGACCGUUUCAAAAUGCUUGAGGAAGUUGAUGCAUGGUAUAAUGAUGGAUGGUGGGUUGGCCUUGUUUCCAAAGUUCUUGAUGGUCUAAAAUAUGCAGUAUAUUUCUGGACUACAAAUGAGGAACUUAUACUCAAACAUUUUAAUCUAAGGCCUCAUCAAGAAUGGAUUGGUGGCAAAUGGAUUGUUGCAUUCAGGAGAAAGUCGAAGUUGGUAGUGAAGAACAAGCUAGGGAAGUAUAAAGGAGAGAAUGACGGACUGGGAUUGGAUCCAAAUUUGAUAAAUGGAAUGAAGGUAGAGGUAAAAAGUGAUGAACAAGGCUACAGGGGUUCUUGGUACCCAGCUGCUAUUGCGAAAUCAAUAGGAAGCAGCAAGUAUUUGGUAGAAUACCAGACUCUGAAAACUGAUGAUGGUACCCAACUGCACAAAGAAGAAGCUGAUGCUCUAUGCAUAAGGCCAUGCCCUCCUGUAGUUCAAAGAAAAGAUCGGUUUAAGCAUUUUGAAGAAGUUGAUGCUUGGUACAACGACGGGUGGUGGGUUGGUCAGAUCUGCAAAGUCCUCAAGGGCAGAAAGUACUUAGUUUAUUUCAAUUCUACAACUGAGACAUUGGAAUUUCAGCAUUCUGAAUUGAGGCCUCAUCAAGAUUGGAUUCGUGGGCAGUGGGUUUCUCGCUAAAAGGCUAUGUCUUUCGGAUGUAGCCAUUGUCAUAAAUUUAUCAUAAUCUGAAGUUAUCAUGUAUAAUCGUAAGAGCAUAUUGACCACACAAAACCCCUGAACCAAUCACGGGCCCAUGUUUUUGGAUUAUUGCUGCUUUUAAUUUGAGAAUGAAAUUCCCACAUAAUGUUGAUUCUACAAAGAAAGUCAGUCAUCUGUCAGCUUCCGGAAAGGGUUUAUGCAUGAAUUUCUGUAUCUAAUAUUAUCCAUCUAUACUUUCUUAUGAUCUGUUUUUACUGUGUUUAUAGCAAUUUCA